Messenger RNA from Mytilinidion resinicola, 1044 nucleotides. RefSeq lists its product as uncharacterized. The record is from RefSeq and is a predicted model, not a curated record. Bases 1 to 1044 code for a protein of 347 amino acids. The transcript is spliced from 2 exons. Lineage: Eukaryota; Fungi; Ascomycota; Dothideomycetes; Mytilinidiales; Mytilinidiaceae.
AUGUCUUUCAUCAAAUCCGCCCCCCGCCAAGCCCUCGACGCCAUCCUCAUCUCCUUCGGCCUCUGCCUCUGCAUCCCUUUCCUGCUACGCUGCUGCGACGCGCUGUCUGACACUGUGAAUAACCGCGAAGACCGGCGCCAGGUACGCAUCACAGAGAACUCGGCGCAAGUGAUAAGCCGGCCGAGAACUCGGCUGUUCUUAGAUCCGCCGAUAUGCCCAUCCCCCCAACUUGAAGACGAAGCGGUACGAGAUAGCGAUGACCAAUCGAGUUUCCUAACGAAAUUACCCCCGGAGGUUCGUCUACUGGUGUACGAGUACGUAUUCAGCGGCGGCGUUCACGUCCGCAUCACAACAACGGGGGGCGAGCAUCCGAGGCCGCUGCUGAGGGGGCGGUGGUGUGGCCAGCCUGCUGAUUACCCCGGGGUGUGUGAAGGGGGAUGUGAUGGACUCUCAAACGACUCGAGCAUUCUCUCCCUCCCGCUCACGUGCAAGACAAUAUACUCCGAGUCCAUCGCGCUGUUGUACACUUGGCCCACCUUCCACCCCGCGGAUGCCAACACGCUGCUAUGGAUGCGGGCGCGAUUGCGUCCAGACCGGUUCCAAGCCAUCCGCGCGCUGCGGCUGCGGUAUGAAGUAAAGGCGUAUAUGCAUAGCUUGUCGUUUCCUCGAAUUACCAUCGAAAACGCUGUGUGGGCUAGUUACGGCCACGAACUAGGCAAUGCGCACGACUGGCGUCAUGUGUGGGCCGUGAUUGCGUCUAUGCAGAGCCUCCGGCAGCUGUAUGUUGCGGUGGUGCUGAUUAAGAGGUAUGAAAGGAUUUGGAAUCGUGAGGAGGCGGAGUUGCUGGAGGUUGUUGGGCGUGUUGUGCGGCCGGAGGAGUUUGUGCUUGUGCUGCCGUUCGCGAAGGUUCCGCGUGGAGUUCGUGGUAGGGAUCUGGGGGCGUCGAGGUGUAGGGUUGUGGUGCCGCAGAGGGAUGGGUGUGAUGGGGAUGAGCCUGAGGCGGGGAUGUGUAGGAUUCCGGCUACCGUAUACUCUCGUAUGUAG